Populus euphratica (Euphrates poplar) is the source of this 820-nucleotide messenger RNA. RefSeq names its product 4-hydroxy-3-methylbut-2-enyl diphosphate reductase, chloroplastic. Gene Ontology annotation, molecular function: 4-hydroxy-3-methylbut-2-enyl diphosphate reductase activity; metal ion binding. The record is from RefSeq and is a predicted model, not a curated record. NCBI's taxonomy places the organism in Eukaryota, Viridiplantae, Streptophyta, Magnoliopsida, Malpighiales, Salicaceae. Gene Ontology annotation, biological process: dimethylallyl diphosphate biosynthetic process; isopentenyl diphosphate biosynthetic process, methylerythritol phosphate pathway.
CCAAAAAACCAAACCGCUAAUUUGAUAUAAUAGAGAUGUUGAAAGAGAAUGGAAAUCAGUAUACAUGGGGAAAUGUUGCAGUCACUUAUGGAUUUUGCUGGGGAGUAGCGCGAGCUGUUCAGAUUGCUUACGAAGCCAGAAAACAGUUUCCAGAUGAGAAAAUUUGGAUUACUAAUGAGAUUAUUCACAAUCCGACUGUUAAUAAGCGGUUAGAGGAGAUGGAAGUUGAAAACCUUCCCGUUGAGGAAGGGAAGAAACGGUUUGAAGUUGUAACUGGUGCUGAUGUCGUGAUUUUGCCUGCUUUUGGAGUGGCGGUGGAUGAGAUGUGUACUUUGAGCAACAAAAGUAUACAAAUUGUUGAUACAACUUGCCCUUGGGUGUCUAAGGUUUGGAAUGCUGUUGAGAAGCAGAAGAAGGGAGAUUAUACCUCAAUUAUUCAUGGGAAAUAUGCUCUUGAGGAAACUGUAGCAACUGCUUCUUUUGCAGGAAAGUACAUUGCGGUGAAGAAUAUGAAAGGGGCAAUGUAUGUGUGUGAUUACGUUCUUGGGGGUGGACUUGAUGGAUCUAGCUCAACCAGAGAGGAAUUUCUGGAGAAAUUUAAGAAUGCAGUUUCCAAGGGGUUUGAUCCUGACAGUUACCUGGUUAAAGUUGGCAUUGCAAAUCAAACUACAAUGCUCAAGGGAGAAACAGAUUGGGAAAUUGGUCGAGAGGACCAUGAUGCGCAAGUAUGGAGUGGAAAAUAUAAAUGAUCACUUCAUAAGCUUCAACACCAUUUGUGAUGCUACUCAUGUGCGACAGGAUGCAAUGUAUAAUCUGGUGG